GCCAGUUGGUGAUGGAUAAGUUGUCAUCUAUUAGAUUGGAGGAUUUACCUGUGAUAAUAAAGUUCAUUCUUCAUUCCAUAACAGCCAUGGAUGCACUUGAGGUAAUUUCUGAGCUUCGGGAGAAGUUGGAUCUGCAACAUUGUGUUUUGCCAUCACGGUUACAGGCUUCUCAAGUAAAGUUGAAAAGUAAAGGACGAGCAAGUUCCUCAGGAAAUCAAGAAAGCAGCGAUCAGAGCUGUGUUACUCUCCUCUUUGAUGUAAUAAAAUCAGCUAUUAGAUAUGAGAAAACCAUUUCAGAAGCCUGGAUUAAGGCAAUUGAAAACACUGCCUCAGUGUCUGAACACAAGGUGUUUGACCUGGUGAUGCUUUUCAUCAUCUAUAGCACCAAUACUCAGACAAAGAAGUACAUUGAAAGGGUGCUAAGAAAUAAGAUUCGAUCAGGCUACAUUCAAGAACAGCUGCUCCAGAGUACAUUCUCUGUUCAUUACUUAGUUCUUAAGGAUAUGUGUUCAUGCAUUCUGUCUCUGGCUCAGAGUUUGCUUCACUCUCUAGACCAGAGUAUAAUUUCAUUUGGCAGUCUCCUAUACAAAUAUGCAUUUAAGUUUUUUGACACGUACUGCCAGCAG
Molecule: messenger RNA, 626 nt
Organism: Piliocolobus tephrosceles (Ugandan red Colobus)
Lineage: Eukaryota; Metazoa; Chordata; Mammalia; Primates; Cercopithecidae
Product: Fanconi anemia group D2 protein-like
Exons: 6
Biological process (GO): interstrand cross-link repair; double-strand break repair involved in meiotic recombination; mitotic intra-S DNA damage checkpoint signaling
Cellular component (GO): condensed chromosome; nucleus
Molecular function (GO): DNA polymerase binding
Source: RefSeq, a predicted model, not a curated record